Molecule: messenger RNA, 852 nt
Organism: Carassius gibelio (silver crucian carp)
Lineage: Eukaryota; Metazoa; Chordata; Actinopteri; Cypriniformes; Cyprinidae
Exons: 4
Coding region: 82-852 (256 amino acids)
Source: RefSeq, a predicted model, not a curated record
GAAACAUCUACAAGAACAGAUACUUCCACAAUUACAUCAAAUCCUGGUGAAACAUCCACUAAUAGUGUAGGAGAAACAUCUAUGACAACAGAUAUUUCCACAUUCACACCAACUCUUGCUGAAAGAUCCUCCACUAUUGUGGCAGAAACAUCAACAACAACAGAGACUUCCAUGAACACAACACCUGCAACUGAAACACCCACUAUUAGUGCAGCAGAAACAUCUACAUCAACAGAUAUAUCCACAAUCCCAAUAAUUCCUGCUGAAACAUCCACUAUCAAUGUAGAAGAAACAUCUACAACAACGGAGACUUCCACAAUAACAACUCCUGCUGAAACUUCCACCACUAGUGUUGCAGAAAUAUCUUCAACAAUAGAGACUUCCUCACUCACAACAACUGAGGCGGAAACAUCAAUUACUACUGCUUCAGAAACAUCUACAACGACAAAGACUUCCACGUUCACAACUACUGCGGAAAUAUCCACUACUAGUGUAGCAGAAUCAUCUACAACAGAGGAGCCAGUAAAUGAAGUGAAAAUUAAGCUGGAAUUCCGCUCUAAAGAUUCUUUCAUAGAUGACCUCAAUGAUCGACAGUCUCCUGCUUUCAUAAACAGGGCUAGGCUUGUUGAGGAUAUCCUUACACUUAAUUUGAAGAAGUUCCAUUCCUUCCUUAGAGUCACUGUGCUACUAUUCAGCAAGGGAUCGGUCAUCACCACAUCAGAACUUGCUUUCAACUCUAUUCAGACUGUGCCAUCAGAACUCCAAAUUGCAGAAGAAUUACUGAGUGACGAGACAACUCUCAAUGCCCUGAGCAUAACUUCAAUUUCAGUUAAUAAUACAGAAAUAGUCUAA